UUUACCAAACUACUCACGAACAUACAACAUGUCAACUAAUCACAAAGACUCGGACGAUGAAGGGGCAGCAGCAUCAGCUGGACCUAAGAAGCAUCAUCUUACGUUGCUGGAAUUACAAAAACAAAAACUAGACAAGCUUUUAGAAAAGAUUGAUAAGCCCGUUCAUAUUCCUGAGCGACCUGGAAAAAAGACUGGCGCACCAAAGGAGCCUAAAAACUACGUGAAGAAUGUCCAAGGCUCCAGUGCUGGUGCAGGGAGUGGCGAGUUUCAUGUUUAUAGGGCUGGGCGUAGGCGAGAGUAUGCAAGAUUAAAGAAUAUGGAACUUGAGUCUAAACAGGAGAGAGAACAGCGUGAAUAUGAGGAAAGAAUGGAGGCAAAGCGAAGGGAAGACGAGGAAAAAACAGAAAGGAAUAGAGCCAAGCGACAAAGGAGGAAACAACGUGCGAAUAAUAACAAGCUCAGUAAAAGGAAGAAUACUAAUGACGAUGACGAUAACGAUGACAAUCAGGAGGAUGCCGGGUCAAAAA
This is a messenger RNA of Lobosporangium transversale, 527 nucleotides long. RefSeq lists its product as hypothetical. NCBI's taxonomy places the organism in Eukaryota, Fungi, Mortierellomycota, Mortierellomycetes, Mortierellales, Mortierellaceae. The record is from RefSeq and is a predicted model, not a curated record. Gene Ontology annotation, cellular component: nucleolus. The transcript is spliced from 2 exons. Gene Ontology annotation, molecular function: double-stranded RNA binding; protein kinase inhibitor activity; protein kinase binding. Gene Ontology annotation, biological process: negative regulation of protein kinase activity. The annotation marks the transcript as partial.